CCAGCCCUGCCCAUUCCGCAUCGCCUACACUGAAAACCUCGCAGCACAGCAAAUUACAAUCCUAGCACAAGCACCGCUGCCCACACCAAUCGCUCGGAGAUUAACCAAGCGAGCGCGCUUAAUCAGCGAAGCACGCGAAUUAACACACCAGCGAUCUUUAAUUUGUAGUGUGUGUGAGGGAGAGUUUGCAUUUAGAAGAGAGAUGGCGCUCAACGGCGGGAAGACGUACGUGCAGGACGAGGAGAAGCAGCGGCUGCUCCUGGAGGAGCACACCGAGAAGCACUUCACCGCCGGAGAGGUCGUCCGGGACAUCAUCAUCGGCGUCUCCGACGGCCUCACCGUGCCCUUCGCGCUCGCCGCGGGGCUCUCCGGCGCAAACGCCUCCUCCGCGCUCGUGCUCACCGCCGGGCUCGCGGAGGUCGCCGCCGGCGCCAUUUCCAUGGGGCUCGGAGGGUACCUGGCGGCGAAGAGCGAGGCAGACCACUACAACCGCGAGCUGCAGCGCGAGCAGGACGAGAUCGACACUGUCCCCGACGUCGAGGCUGCCGAGAUCGCUGACAUCCUGUCGCAGUACGGGCUGGGCCCCGAGGAGUACGGCCCCGUGGUGACCUCCCUCCGCAACAACCCCAAGGCGUGGCUGGAGUUCAUGAUGAAGUUCGAGCUCGGCCUCGAGAAGCCCGAGCCCCGGCGGGCGCUGGUGAGCGCCGCCACGAUCGCGCUCUCCUACGUCGCCGGCGGGCUCGUGCCGCUGCUCCCCUACGUGUUCGUGCCGCGCGCCGAGCGCGCCAUGGCCGUGUCCGUCGCCGUCACGCUCGCCGCCCUGCUCUUCUUCGGCUUCGUCAAGGGCCGCUUCACGGGCGACCGGCCGUUCCUCAGUGCCGUGCAGACCACCGUCGUCGGCGCGCUCGCCUCCGCCGCCGCCUACGCCAUGGCCAGGGCCGUGCAGUCCAUAUGAUGAUCAUCAGCGAUGAAGGAAGCAGCUAGUAGUAAUUAAGCCUGGCUACUUGCUAAUUAUAUAUAUGCAGAUGCAACGAGGAACGAAAAUAAGUCCAGCUAUGUGUAUGUGGCUAUAUACGGUCACUACUGGUCGGCUGGUAGCUGUGCAGAUGGCAAGGUGUAGUGCAACUGUACUACUGGUAGUGUAUUCUGUUUGCUGGUUGCGUGUAGUGAGUGUUUUAAAUGUUGUGUUGUGUUGUGUUGUGUUGUGUUGUAAGGAGAUGUGUGGAUUAUUUAGGCGAAAUCAAAGUAUGGGCUGCUGGGCUUUGGAUCGACUGUCAA
This is a messenger RNA of Setaria italica (foxtail millet), 1278 nucleotides long. RefSeq names its product vacuolar iron transporter 1.2. Gene Ontology annotation, cellular component: vacuolar membrane. Gene Ontology annotation, molecular function: iron ion transmembrane transporter activity; manganese ion transmembrane transporter activity. Gene Ontology annotation, biological process: intracellular manganese ion homeostasis. The coding region runs from base 203 to 955 and encodes 250 amino acids. Lineage: Eukaryota; Viridiplantae; Streptophyta; Magnoliopsida; Poales; Poaceae. The record is from RefSeq and is a predicted model, not a curated record. The transcript has 3 exons.